This is a messenger RNA of Colletotrichum higginsianum IMI 349063, 2298 nucleotides long. RefSeq names its product Fungal specific transcription factor domain-containing protein. Gene Ontology annotation, biological process: DNA-templated transcription; regulation of DNA-templated transcription. Gene Ontology annotation, molecular function: DNA binding; DNA-binding transcription factor activity, RNA polymerase II-specific; zinc ion binding. The record is from RefSeq and is a predicted model, not a curated record. The coding region runs from base 1 to 2298 and encodes 765 amino acids. NCBI's taxonomy places the organism in Eukaryota, Fungi, Ascomycota, Sordariomycetes, Glomerellales, Glomerellaceae. The transcript has 5 exons. Gene Ontology annotation, cellular component: nucleus.
AUGGCCGACGACCGGCGCAACAGCUCCGAGAAACCGUCGUCGGCGCGGGAGAGCAUGAGCUCGAACUCGAACCCGAGCCCGACUCAAACACAAAAUCAGCCACAAAAACAGACGCAAGACGCCCGGCCGCCACCGCGGAAGCGCAGGCGCGUUGUGAUAUCUUGCACGGAAUGUCAUCGUCGGAAGCAGAAGUGCGACCGUGAUCUGCCAUGCGCCAACUGCAAAUCGCGCAACAAGCAAGACGCCUGCAAAUACGAGACGGGCGCCCCCACGGCCAAGGACCAUCGCAAAGCCGAGGUUGAAGGCGCAAAGUCAACCCAGGUCCAGAGCCUCUCCAAUGCCGCCGCCAACUGGGGCUACUCCCAAGCCGGGGCUUCCACGCUCGGCCUGAUGAGAAAGAUCGAAAGCGCAAACGGCGACGGAGCUCUGUCCCAUCUCGGCGGCUCGGCCCACAUCGAGGACCAGUUCGCGACCAAGGAGCGAUACAAGUCUCUGAUCAGACAGCUGCCUGCUAAGGGCUACAUCGAGAAGCUCAUCGACGUCUACUUCCGCGAGUUCAACCACCAGUACUACGCCCUUGAGGAGGACCUCUUCAAGGAGCAGUUCGCCGAGUGGAACAACAUACCCUUCAACGUGCUCUCCAACUCUGGACCGCAGGGUCUCUCGCCCGACCUGAGGGUGUUUCCCGCAUUGCUCUUCCAGGUUCUGGCCACCGCUUUGCUGAUCCUCCCGGAGGGAUCGCAUGAAUUCUACGAACAUCUCAAGUAUGCGGGCAACAUGACAUUUGAGGACCUUGCGGCGGACUACAGCGAAUCUGGCGUCGGCAUCCUGUCGCUACUGGGCAAACGACAAAUCACACUCACGACGGUCCAGGCCGAUUUCCUCCGGGCGGCGUUUCUUAAGUACAUGGCCAAAGUAACGGAAUCGCGACUGCAGUGGCAUGCCAUUGGUAGCGCCAUUCGGGACGCUCAAGAGAUUGGCAUGCACCGGGAUAGCCUGGACCCCUCCCCGAACAGUGACGACACUGGGGAUAUACUCGAGAACAUGUGGCUGAUUCAGCGACGGAGAAAGCUGUACAUGGUUCUCACUACCUGGGACAUUCACUGUGCGCUCGUGCUUGGACGUCCUGGCAGCAUCGACUGGCGCAUUUGCCCACCAAGCCUACCCAUAGACGCGCCUCCGCCAAAGGACCGUCGCAAGACGCCCGUUGCGCCCCGCGAUGAUGAGAAGGACCCACCGACGCCGCUGAGCAGGGGCAUCUGGGCAUUCAGGCUCGUGGCCCCGAUGCGUGAGAUUCUGGAGUUGGAACAGGACGGCCCGUGUCCGAAAGACUAUUCCAAGGUCGAUCGGGUGCACCAAAUGUGUCUGGAUUUGGACGAGGCGACGCCUGCGUACUUCCGGUUGGAGAACCCGGAUAGAAAGUGGGACGAUAACCCGUCAUGCUACUGGCUUCAGUCGGUACGCUUCUAUCUGCCGCAGAUGAAUCUGUUCAACUUGAUGGCGCUGCACCGGCCGUACAUCUUUAAUCGGCAGAAGAGCCGAACAGAAGCGCUCAAGGCCAGCAUCGAGAUGCUUCACCGUCAGAUGCUCACCUUCCAAGGCCUCGACGCUGGGUCGUGGCGAAACUUCUCGCUAUUCUUCGGCAGUUUUGAUGCCGUGGUGCUCAUGGCAUCGAUAUACAUAUUGUUUCCCAAGGAGAACCUGGAGAUGGCCGGCAGCGCCAUGCAGCACUUCCACUGGACAACAGAAAGAUUCGAAGCAAUGCAGGAGAGGAACCCUCUGGCGAAGGCGGCGAAAGGUGUCCUGCAGGCGAUUUUUGCUAAGUUCAAGAAAGCGGUAGGAAACCCGGCGCCACCACCAAGCCUGUCGAGUCUGGCAUCUCAAACACCGGCAUCGACGGCGGAUAGCAGCAGCAGCAGCAGCAGUUUAUCUGCCCGCGGAUCAGUCUCGACGGCGACAGCAGCGACGGCCGACACUCCAGCAAGUAAGAGCAGCACGGUGGCGACGCCGACGUCGCUACCAACGGUUCCCGACCCAGCUUCAUCGUCCUAUCCGCUGCCGUCAGCACACUCGGAAUGGUCGUUGCCAAACAGCUGGGACUUCACGUCGAUUGCGCCGCUAUUUCCUAUGGGAGACCUCAUAUACCACGACCUGAACGGAAUACCUGAAGACGGAUCUCUGCCAGCAUGGGGAGCGGCGACGCCACCACCGCCGGCGGCUGGGACGACAUUUGAGGGGGAUUUUGGGAAUGACAGUGUGUGGAACUUGCUCAACCAGUACGACCCGACAUCCGUUUGA